AUGGAAACCUCAGAUAAUGCACCAGAUACGACGUCUGUAAUUAAUAACCGAAAUAAUUUUUUUGAUGAUAUUCACGAGGAGGUUUCUUCUGUACAAAACGAAAUGCAAAUAUAUGCUACGAUGUUACAAAUUCCAACACAUCCUCUCAACGAUCCAUUAUAUCUUACGGAAAAUCCGCUUAUAUGGUGGAAAUUACAUCAUAAAGCAUUGCCUAUUCAUGCCAAGCAAGCCCGUAAAUAUCUUGCAAUUCCUGCCUCGUCAGUUCCUUCCAAAAGGUUAUUCUCAGAUGCUGGUAAUCUUUUUAACGUAUAUCCCGAUCUUGAAAAUUAA
Messenger RNA from Ambispora gerdemannii, 330 nucleotides. Lineage: Eukaryota; Fungi; Glomeromycota; Glomeromycetes; Archaeosporales; Ambisporaceae. The record is from the annotation of a GenBank genome assembly.